UAGGUUUCUUCGCGAGUGGGCAACUCCUCCCCCCACAACCCCUUCCGAGGGGCACACUGCAGUCAAGGCCAUCAAUCACACAUACCGCGUGGAACCCCCCGCAUGAUGCAUUCACUCCCACGAAAGUACUCCGUACUGUAUCAGCUGAUCCGGAUCUCAUUCGGGGCGAAAGAACACAGACCCCCGCCGAGGGGCCUUCCCGCUCCCAUUCCUGCGAACGGCACUAAAUUAGGGCUAACCACCUUAGGCCGGGGAACCAUCCUUGUGUACUGUAUGACUAUGGGGCCAGGGGCCAUGGGCUGGAUGAAUUUUCCCCUGGUUCAUGGUUGGUUAUGGAGGGAAUUCAAAUCUAGCUUGUGAGUCAUAAUUCAUCGAUUCAUGCAAGUACCAGUUUCAAAACCAGGGAGAAGGUUGUGUGCCAAGUAACUUACUGAUUCUACAAGAGCACUCACUGCUAGCAUACACAGCGACAGCUGGAAAAAAA
Molecule: messenger RNA, 484 nt
Organism: Aspergillus saccharolyticus JOP 1030-1
Lineage: Eukaryota; Fungi; Ascomycota; Eurotiomycetes; Eurotiales; Aspergillaceae
Exons: 2
Coding region: 103-360 (85 amino acids)
Source: RefSeq, a predicted model, not a curated record